AUGCAGGAAACAGACACCACGUCAAAUCACUCAUCUUCGGAAGUCAGCGAGACGAAGUUCUUGUACUCGCAAGCUGAAAGACUCCUCGUAUACUCGAUGGAAAUCCGGUUCAAGGACAACGAGUUUCCUGGGCGUCACAUUAUGGAGACGGCGUUGAAGCAGGUUAGAACAGCGACGGGGACGACAUCGACAAGCAAGCAUGCUCCGGAACCUGGUUUUGUAAGGAGCAAGCCGUAUCCGAGUAUCGAGCUGAUUGACAGCAUUCUAAGCUUGAUUUCUCUUGAGCUGUUAGAGGCCCAGUGGCUGGCCAUCCGCAACGGACAGGUCGAGGGACCUUUACGAAACCACUAUAUAGUCUCGGUCAAUUACGCAGCAUGGUGCUUCAUAGGCAUUAAGAUGGCCGAGACUGCCAGUGGCGAUAUUCAUAAGCACCUGAAAUCGAGCAAAAGAUUCUACGAACAAAACAUCAUCUAUGGUCUCCAGCAUAUGAGCGUGGCCGACUUGCCUACUACCGCACUCUUCCAGGCUCUAUUAUCGGGGGCGAUGUUUGCUUUCAACGUCGGGUGCUUCGAAAGAGCAUGGACCUUCAAUGCGGCAGCCUGCCGAGUGUACGAAUCCCUCCCACUCAGUGAUUCCUCAGAGGCAAUUCCCGUAGGCCAAUCAGACACAAAGCAUGCCUUCGAGCUGGGCUAUCUCCUCGACAAGACCUUAUCUCAAACCAUGGAUAGAGCACCAUCGCUUACGCCAGGGCGCAUCUCGGAACGAACUGUUCCGCAGGACUCCAUAAGCCCUGUCUAUGGUCUCUAA
Colletotrichum aenigma is the source of this 807-nucleotide messenger RNA. RefSeq lists its product as uncharacterized. The transcript has 3 exons. The record is from RefSeq and is a predicted model, not a curated record. NCBI's taxonomy places the organism in Eukaryota, Fungi, Ascomycota, Sordariomycetes, Glomerellales, Glomerellaceae. Bases 1 to 807 code for a protein of 268 amino acids.